Messenger RNA from Branchiostoma belcheri (Belcher's lancelet), 4740 nucleotides. Its product is annotated as tetratricopeptide repeat protein 28-like. NCBI's taxonomy places the organism in Eukaryota, Metazoa, Chordata, Leptocardii, Amphioxiformes, Branchiostomatidae. The coding region runs from base 1 to 4740 and encodes 1579 amino acids. Gene Ontology annotation, molecular function: [protein-PII] uridylyltransferase activity; protein binding. The transcript has 4 exons. The record is from RefSeq and is a predicted model, not a curated record.
AUGUUGCACUAUUGUUUCACAACAACGUUUGCUUUGUUGUUCAGAUCCUACCGCAGGUACCUCCAGACGGCAGACCGUGACUUGGACAAUGGAGACCUGGACGCAGCAGAGCAGAACCUAGCAGCCGCCCUGAAGCUGGUUCACGAUCGCAGUAAACCCAACAAGGCUAAAGAAGCCGACUGUCUGUGCAGGUUGGGUGACGUCUACGUUGAGCGAGGUAAGCGGACAGGAGAAGGUAGGAAAUUCACACAGGCGGCAGCUCUGUAUAACGCCUCCAUGGCUCGGUCAGAUGGAGACAAACAAAACAUGGUACGAAAACUGCAAGAAACAGAAAGGCGGUUUCUUAGAAACACAUGUAAUUACCUAGACUGUGAACCGUGUACGUAUAACAGUGCGUUAGAUCACAUAAAGGAACUCGACAACUCGCGCGCCCGUGCAAAAUCUCAGCUCGAAGCAGUUCAUCAGGAACACAACCCUUAUCAGUAUGAUGAAGACGAUCCCGUCGUGAGAGAGGUAGAGAUCAAACGAGCUGAAGCAAUCAAGAACUUGUUCAAGAGCAUCACAGCUGGAAGACGAGAGUUUAUCCAAGUACUGACAGAUGAAUGCAUCGCCAAACUCGGACCUCCUCCCUGUAAGUACGCUUUCAUCGGGAUGGGGUCACAAGCCACAGAACUGGUGACGCCGUACUCCGACCUGGAGUUCGCCAUUCUGAUUGAUGAGGGAAAGGAUGAUGAUGAUACACGGACGUACUUCCUAAAUCUCACACACUACUUACAUCUAAAAGUCAUCAACCUUGGAGAAACCAUCCUCCCAGCCAUGGCCAUCCCGUCACUCAACGACUUUCUCUCAGAAGACCCAGAGAAAGACUGGUUCUAUGACUCCGUCACACCUCGCGGCUUCGCGUUCGACGGCUUCAUGCCUUGGGCUUCUAAGACUCCGCUUGGAAGAGACCAAACCAAAAGCAAACCUACUGUUAGUCUCAUCCAGACUCCUACCAAGUUGGCCAAAUAUCAGCAUUUGCAAAUCGCCCUGUCGGAAGGCUAUCACCUGUCAGACAUCCUAAGACGGGUGACCUACUUAACAGGAGACGAGUCUUUGGUAGAUGAGUAUACAAGCAUUGUCAACAAAAGCGUAGAACGUUCCCCUGUUCUGUCACGGUCGUCAGCAAUGCUAAUGCUGAAGGAUGAUAUUGGACAAAUAGAAAACGUUGAAGCAACGGACCAACUUCUGGAUGUGAAGAAAGAAAUCUACCGUUUUCCCAGCGUGACCGUUGAUGUGUUGAGUAUUUGCUGUGGUAUCACAAUCCCCAGUGUGUGGGGAAUGAUAGAAGAGUUACACAAGACACAGCGGAUAAGUGACGAAGAUGCCCACCACUUGACUGUACUGAUCAGCAUCUCAGCGGAGCUACGGUUAAGAACGUACAUUGCCAACGGAGGACAGAAGGACAGACUGUCUCCUCUCAUGGAGAUGAAAACCCAACUGGACAAACAAGACGUAGAUGACACCAUCGUUGAGUCAGUUUUCCACAUACCGGAGUCUAAAAUGUUGUUCAGGUACUACUAUACAGCCAUUCCAUUGAAAAGAUGUAUCAUCGAUACAGUUCAAAAGCAAAAUCAAACCACAAAGAUAUUCCCAUUAGCCAUCUUUGACAUGUCAUCUCAAACCAGGGGUGGAAUAACAAAACAGCUGCUGCAGUUUGACGCAUCCGUACGUUACUUUGAGGCAGCACUGGAAGAGGCGGGCGGCGACGAGAAAAAGAAGUUAGAAAUACUUGUUGAACUAGGAAGUGUCUCGCAAAUGCGGGGUGACUAUAAAGAUGCGAUAAGUUACUACAAACGGGCACUUAGCUCUGAAAAUAUUAUUUAUGCAGACACCAAAACGCGUCCCGUCCUUUCCUUGCUAUUUGGAAACAUUGGGCUAUAUUGGAGUCACAUUGGUAAUCAGAGAAAGGCUAUCAAUUAUUUCGAACAGUCCAUGAAGAUGAUAAAAGCUAUCUUUGGAGAAUCAACGCCACAUCCUGACAUUGCUUCAUCACUAAGCAACAUCGGGUCAUGCUGGAGUGCCCUUGGCAAUAACAGGAAAGCUAUCAAUUAUCACAAACAGUCACUGAGAAUGAUGAAAGCUAUCUAUGGCGAAACAACGCCACAUCCCGACAUUGCUAAAUCACUAAACAACAUUGGGGCCUGUUGGAGUAACCUUGGUGAUCAGAGGAAUGCUCUCUCUUAUUAUGAACAGUCACUGAAGAUGAGGAAAGCUAUCUAUGGCGAAACAACGACACAUCCUGGCAUUGCUGAUUCACUUAACAACAUUGGGAAAUGUUGGAGUGACCUUGGUGAUAAGAGGAAAGCUAUCGGCUAUUACCUACAGUCUCUGAAGAUGACGAAAGAAAUCUAUGGCGGAACAACGCCACAUCCUGACAUUGCGUCCUCGCUCAACAACAUUGGGGCCUGUUGGAGUGACCUUGGCGAUCAGAGAAAAGCUAUCAGUUAUCACGAACAGUCGCUGAAGAUGAAGAAAGCUAUCUAUGGCGAAACAACGCCACAUCCCGACAUUGCGACAUCACUAAACAACAUUGGGACCUGUUGGAGUAACCUUGGCGAUAACAGGAAAGCUAUCAAUUAUCACAAACAGUCCCUGAGAAUGAGGAAAACUAUCUAUGGCAAAACAACGCCACAUCCCGACAUUGCUAAAUCACUAAACAACAUUGGGACCUGUUGGCGUGAACUUGGCGAUCAGAGAAAAGCUAUCAGGUAUCACGAACAGUCGCUGAAGAUGAUGAAAGCUAUCUAUGGCGAAACAACGCCACAUCCCGACAUUGCAUCAUCACUAAACAACAUUGGGGCCUGUUGGCGUGCCCUUGGUGAUCAGAGAAAAGCUAUCAGUUAUCACGAACAGUCGCUGGAGAUGUGGAAAGCUAUCUAUGGCGAAACAACGCCACAUCCUGAAAUUGCGUCAUCACUAAACAACAUUGGGAACUGUUGGAGUAACCUUGGUGAUCACAGAAAGGCUAUCAGUUAUUACGAGCAGUCACUGAAGAUGAAGAAAGCUAUCUAUGGCGAAACAACGCCACAUCCUGAAAUUGCGACAUCACUAAACAACAUUGGGAACUGUUGGAGUAACCUUGGUGAUCAGAGAAAGGCUAUCAGUUAUUACGAGCAGUCACUGAAGAUGAGGAAAGCUAUCUAUGGCGAAACAACGCCACAUCCUCAAAUUGCGUCAUCACUAAACAACAUUGGGGCCUGUUGGAGUAACUUUGGUGAUCAGAGAAAGGCUAUCACUUAUAACGAGCAGUCACUGAAGAUGAGAAAAGCUAUCUUUGGUGAAACAACGCCACAUCCUGACAUUGCUAAAUCACUAAACAACAUUGGGAACUGUUGGUGUGACCUUGGUGAUCAGAGGAAAGCUAUCAGUUAUCACAAACAGUCACUGAAGAUGAGGAAAGCUAUCUUUGGUGAAACAACGCCACAUCCCGACAUUGCUGGCUCACUAAACAACAUUGGGAACUGUUGGAGUAACCUUGGCGAUCAGAGGAAAGCUAUCAGUUAUUACGAACAGUCACUGAAGAUGAGGAAAGCUGUCUUUGGCGUAACAACACCACAUCCCGACAUUGCGCAAUCACUAAACAACAUUGGGAACAGUUGGCGUGACCUUGGAGAUCAGAGGAAAGCUAUCAGUUAUCACGAACAGUCACUGAAGAUGAGGAAAGCUGUCUUUGGUGAAACAACGCCACAUCCUGACAUUGCGUCAUCACUAAACAACAUUGGGGCAUGUUGGAGUGACCUUGGUGAUCAGAGACAAGCUAUUAGUUAUCACGAACAGUCACUGGAGAUGAGGAAAGCUAUCUUUGGUAAAACAACGCCACAUCCCACUAUUGCUACAUCACUAAACAACAUUGGGACCUGUUGGGAUGACCUUGGUGAUCAGAGGAAAGCUAUCAGUUAUCACGAACAGUCACUGAAGAUGUGGAAAGCUAUCCAUGGUGAAACAACGCCACAUCCUGGCAUUACUACAUCACUAAACAACAUUGGGGCAUGUUGGAGUCACCUUGGAGAUAAGCGGAAAGCUCUUUCUUAUCUCGAACAGUCACUGAAGAUGACAAAAGCUAUCUAUGGCGAAACAACGCCACAUCCUGACAUUGCUACAUCACUAAACAACAUUGGGGCAUGUUGGAGUGACCUUGGUGAUAAGAGGAAAGCUAUCAGUUAUUACAAAGAAGCACUGAAGAUGAUGAAAACUAUCUAUGGUAAAACAACGCCACAUCCCGACAUUGCUACAUCACUAAACAAUAUUGGGGCAUGUUGGAGUGACCUUGGUGAUCAGAGGAAAGCUAUCAGUUAUCACGAACAGUCGCUGAAGAUGAGAAAAGCUAUCUUUGGUGAAACAACGCCACAUCCCGACAUUGCUGGAUCACUAUACAACAUUGGGAACUGUUGGAAUGACCUUGGCGAUCAGAGGAAAGCUAUCAGUUAUCACGAACAGUCACUGAAGAUGAGGAAAGCUAUCUUUGGCGAAACAACGCCACAUCCCGACAUUACUAAAUCACUAAACAACAUUGGGAACUGUUGGAGUAACCUUGGCGAUCAGAGAAAGUCUAUCAGUUAUUGCGAGCUAUCUCUGAAGAUGAUGAAAGCUAUUUAUGGCGAAACAACGCCACAUCCUGAUAUUGCUUUAUCAUUAAAUGCCAUUGGAUCGUGUUGGCACAGACUUGGUGAUCACAGUAAAGCCCUACGGAACAAGUGA